This is a messenger RNA of Pseudopodoces humilis (Tibetan ground-tit), 4870 nucleotides long. It is a transcript of the gene CTCF, whose product is annotated as CCCTC-binding factor. Gene Ontology annotation, biological process: regulation of transcription by RNA polymerase II. The record is from RefSeq and is a predicted model, not a curated record. Gene Ontology annotation, molecular function: DNA-binding transcription factor activity, RNA polymerase II-specific; RNA polymerase II transcription regulatory region sequence-specific DNA binding. Gene Ontology annotation, cellular component: nucleus. NCBI's taxonomy places the organism in Eukaryota, Metazoa, Chordata, Aves, Passeriformes, Paridae.
GAAUGGCGCAGUUAACGUGCAUUGACUUAGGGGACAUCUCUGAUAGAAUGGACUCCCGAAGCAUUAUUCUCUAACUAUCCUUACAGGAUGGAAGAAGUUAGUGUUAUCCAGCAUUCCUGCUGAGUAUAUAACUUACUGCCACUUCUGAUCUUUGAAGAGAGAUUUAUCGCUUCCUGUGGCAAUACUGAAUACUCAAAAGAGUGAGUUCUGACCUCAGGAGCUGGAUGAAGAAUAGCCAGCAUGAAGAGAACAAAUCAGUCCAGGCAGAAGUGCAGAAGCGUCAAGAACAUAAAUCAGGAAGGUGAAAUGGAAGGUGAGGCAGUCGACGCUAUUGUGGAGGAAUCAGAAACUUUUAUUAAGGGAAAAGAGAGGAAAACCUAUCAAAGACGCCGUGAAGGUGGACAAGAAGAUGAUGCUUGUCAUAUACCACCAAACCAAGCAGAUGGAAGCGAAGUGGUGCAGGAUGUCAGCAGUGGGGUGCAGAUGGUGAUGAUGGAUCAGCUAGAUCCAACUCUUCUUCAAAUGAAGACCGAAGUAAUGGAAGGUGCAGUGCCUCAAGAAACGGAGGCUACUGUGGAUGACACACAGAUCAUAACACUUCAGGUUGUUAAUAUGGAAGAGCAGCCUAUAAACCUUGGUGAGCUUCAGCUGGUUCAAGUACCUGUACCAGUGACUGUACCUGUUGCCACCACGUCUGUGGAAGAACUGCAGGGAGCUUAUGAAAACGAGGUUUCCAAAGGAGGCCUGCAGGAGGGGGAGCCCAUGAUCUGUCACACCCUCCCUUUACCAGAAGGCUUCCAAGUUGUGAAAGUGGGUGCAAAUGGUGAGGUGGAGACACUGGAGCAAGGUGAACUUCAGCCACAGGAAGAUCCCAAUUGGCAAAAAGAUCCAGACUAUCAGCCACCAGCCAAAAAAACAAAGAAAAACAAAAAGAGUAAGCUUCGCUACACUGAGGAAGGCAAAGAUGUGGAUGUCUCUGUAUAUGACUUUGAAGAGGAGCAACAGGAGGGUUUGUUGUCCGAGGUUAAUGCAGAAAAGGUGGUGGGCAAUAUGAAGCCACCAAAACCAACAAAAAUUAAGAAGAAAGGUGUAAAGAAGACAUUCCAGUGUGAACUGUGCAGUUACACUUGUCCGCGUCGUUCCAACUUGGACCGCCACAUGAAAAGCCACACCGAUGAAAGACCACACAAGUGCCAUCUCUGUGGCAGGGCUUUCCGGACAGUCACAUUGCUGAGGAACCACCUCAACACUCACACAGGUACUCGCCCUCACAAGUGCCCAGACUGCGACAUGGCCUUUGUGACCAGUGGAGAGUUGGUUCGGCAUCGCCGCUACAAGCACACCCAUGAGAAACCAUUCAAAUGUUCCAUGUGUGACUAUGCCAGUGUGGAGGUUAGCAAAUUGAAACGCCACAUCCGUUCGCACACCGGAGAGCGCCCGUUCCAGUGCAGCCUGUGCAGCUAUGCCAGCAGAGACACCUACAAACUGAAGAGGCACAUGAGGACCCACUCCGGAGAGAAGCCAUAUGAAUGUUACAUCUGCCAUGCUCGCUUCACUCAGAGCGGUACCAUGAAGAUGCACAUUUUGCAGAAGCACACGGAGAAUGUGGCCAAAUUCCACUGUCCUCACUGUGAUACUGUUAUAGCGAGAAAGAGUGACCUGGGUGUCCACUUGCGGAAGCAGCAUUCCUACAUUGAGCAGGGCAAGAAGUGUCGCUACUGUGACGCUGUGUUCCAUGAGAGGUAUGCCCUUAUCCAGCAUCAAAAGUCCCACAAGAAUGAGAAGCGCUUCAAGUGUGACCAGUGUGAUUAUGCCUGCAGACAGGAGCGGCACAUGGUCAUGCACAAACGGACCCAUACUGGAGAAAAGCCUUAUGCCUGUAGCCAUUGUGAUAAAACCUUCCGCCAGAAGCAGCUCCUCGACAUGCAUUUCAAGAGAUACCAUGAUCCCAACUUUGUCCCUGCUGCCUUUGUCUGCUCCAAGUGUGGCAAAACAUUCACUCGCAGGAACACAAUGGCCAGACAUGCUGAUAACUGCUCUGGUCUAGAUGGUGGAGAAGGAGAGAAUGGAGGAGAGACAAAGAAAGGCAAACGUGGCCGAAAGAGAAAGAUGCGUUCUAAGAAAGAAGAUUCUUCUGAUAGUGAGGAGAAUGCUGAACCAGAUUUGGAUGAUAAUGAAGAUGAGGAGGAGACAGCAGUAGAAAUUGAGGCUGAACCAGAAGUUGAGCAAGAGGCUCCUGCACCACCUCCCAGUAAGAAAAGAAGAGGAAGACCACCAGGCAAAGCUGCCGCGCAAUCAAAACAAUCCCAGCCUGCAGCAAUCAUUCAGGUUGAAGACCAGAACACUGGUGAAAUUGAGAAUAUUAUAGUAGAAGUGAAGAAAGAACCUGAUGCAGAAGCAGCAGAGGAAGAGGAGGAAGCUCAGCCUGCUGUAGUGGAAGCUCCCAAUGGAGACCUCACCCCUGAGAUGAUUCUCAGCAUGAUGGACCGGUGAUGGAGGAAGACCACGUUGGCUGACUGAACUGGCCUGGGCUGUGUUUAAGCGGCUCAAAUCUAUUUUUUUCCUUUUAUCUUUUUUCUUGGCUUUGGGAAAUGCAUCAUUUUAGACCAUUUUACCAAACAUACUGGGAAAUAAAACGAUGUUAGAAUGUGAUUUAACUAGAACUUGCUGUUUUAUGUUAGCAUUACAGGAUCAUGGAACAUUAGGAAAUAUUUUGGAGUCCUUGAGGGUUUCCUCUGAGAUGCUUGGUUUAGUUUUGCUCUGAACUGCAUUGUAAAGCUGGUCCAAGGGCCGUGUUUACAUGCACCAAGUUUUAAUAUACAAAAGUGGAAGCCUUGACUAGAGUAUGUGGAAAACCAUACUUGCCCUUCCAGUUCCCAGAGUCCUUGAGCCUCUUCUCUCAGUAGUGUUUUUAACUGUAAAUGCAGACUUGGGAGGGUUCUAGACUUUUGAAAUGUUUUUUUGGUUGGUUUUUUGUUUUUUUGUUUUUGCUUUCUCCCACUGAGUAGCUCCGGUUCUCCAAGUCAGCUGCACAUGGUAGUUUUGGCAUGCUCCAACUGGUUUCUGUCCUUAAUAUGCUUUGCUUCCUGCAAAGCAUUUCUGUAAUGGUCAAGCUUGUAAAUAACUUUUUUUUUUUACAUUUUAAUCUUUUUCCAUUAAUUAAGAGGUAUGCAAAAAUGCAGUUUAAAGAAACCCCAAUAUUCUAAUUCCUUUCAAACUAAGUUACAAGAGAAUUGAUAGAGUGUAAAUGUUGGAAAAGCUGUUGAUAAGGUAGAGAAGAGAUGUACCCAGACUAUUGCUUGCAGAAGAAGAGAAAUCCACAUGUGAAAUCUGGUUUUGAAGCACAAAAAAAUUGUAUUUUAUAGAAUAUUAGACUGGCUUGGGUUAGAAGGCAUUUACAGACCAGCUAGUUCUACCCCCUGCCAUGGGCAGGGGCACCUUUCACUAGACCAGCUUCCUCUGAGCUCUGUCCAACCUGGCCUUGAACACUUCCAGGGAUGGGGCAGCAACAGUUUCUCUGGACAACCUGUGCCAGAGCCUCACCACCCUCACAAGGUAGAAUUUCUUCCUAACAGCCCAUCUAACCCUGCCCUCUGUCAGUUUAAAGCCAUUUCCUUUUGUCCUGUCUCUCCAUUCCCUUGCCAAAAGUCCCUCUCCAGCAUUCUUGUAUGCUCCCUGCAGGUGCUGUAAGGCCAUUAAUUAGGUCAUCCCAAAACCUUCUCUUCUCCAGGCUGAGUAUCUCCAGCUGUCUUUCCUCAUAGGAAUGGUGCUCCAUCCUUCAAAUCAUGUUUGUGGCCUCCUCUGGGCUCGCUCUGACAGUUCAAUGUCCUUGUCCCAGAGCUGGAAUCAGCACUGCAGGUGGGGUCUCACCUGAGGGGAGCAGAGGGGCAGAAUUCCCCCCUUCCUGCUGCCCACAGGGCUUUGUACAAACACAGCCCAGCACACGCGGCUGGGGCAUGUCCAGUCUCCCCCACCAGCUCCCCCAAGUCCUUCUCCCCAGGGCUGCACUGGAUCUGUUCAUUCCCAACCUGGAUUGAUCCCAAAUGUCCCAGCCCAGGUGUCCCACCUUGCACUGGGUCUUGUUAAGCCUCAUGAGAUUCCCAUGGGCCACUUCUCGAGCUUGUCCAGGUCUCUCUGGAUGGCCCUGUCCUUCAGGUGUGUCACUGCACCCUAAGCUUGGUGUUACCAAACCUGCAUCUGAGGGUGCACUCGACCCCUUCAUCCAUGCCAUUAAUGGUGAUACUGAAUAACACUGGUCCCAGUAUGGACCCCUGAGGGGCAUCUGCUGUCCAUCCAGAGUCUGAGCCAUUGACCACUGCCCUCUGGAUGUGACCAUCCAACCAAUUUGAAACAUAUAAUUAACCUUUUUGAGUUAUAAUUUCAUGAAUACAUUUUCUUUGCUCUAUCUUGUAGUUGUAUUUUGUGUUUAUGAAUCCUAUGUUAAAACAAAAGUGGUGAUUUAUAAGUGGGUCACUGCAGCCCUCAACCUGGGCCAGGAAAUUUUAUUAAUAGGUCAGUAAUUCUACAAUUUUUGAAUCUCUGAUAAAGACAAAAAAAGGAAUAAUGUGAAAUACAAAUGAUGCCUGUAUAUGAAAAUGUCACAUGUUAAAAUAUGUAAGCUUUUUAUAGAGCCUCAGUCUUGCUGAUUUCAAACAAAUUUUUCUUCUAUGUAUCGCUUUUAAGAGAGCUAUCAGUUUAGCUAUCAGACUCUAGGUUGAUGCAUUUUUGUACUUAGCUGUACUGUGUGAUAUUUUUCAUUAUUUUAGGAAGCCAACAUGGGAAAAAAAUACUGUUAUAAAAUAUGUAAUGGGGUUUGAAAGCUGGGAAGGAGAAUAUACUGCUGUACAGCUAAUAAAUAAUAACGGAUUAA